This is a messenger RNA of Gaeumannomyces tritici R3-111a-1, 924 nucleotides long. RefSeq lists its product as hypothetical. Gene Ontology annotation, cellular component: ribonuclease MRP complex. Lineage: Eukaryota; Fungi; Ascomycota; Sordariomycetes; Magnaporthales; Magnaporthaceae. The transcript is spliced from 2 exons. The coding region runs from base 1 to 924 and encodes 307 amino acids. The record is from RefSeq and is a predicted model, not a curated record. Gene Ontology annotation, biological process: nuclear-transcribed mRNA catabolic process, RNase MRP-dependent; maturation of 5.8S rRNA from tricistronic rRNA transcript (SSU-rRNA, 5.8S rRNA, LSU-rRNA). Gene Ontology annotation, molecular function: rRNA primary transcript binding.
AUGACGACGGACAGCACCAACCGCGCCUCGCCGCUGGCCAGGCUCGAGCAGGCCCGGCAGCUGCUCGCCACCGCGCGCGAGAUCCUGGACCGGUUCAACUACAAGCACAAGAACCAGCACCGCCUGUCCAAGUGGUGGGCCGCCUUCGACACCCUGCGCAGGCACCUCGCCAAGCUGGAGCGGGACGAAAUCACGCCUGCUGUCGGGGCCCUCGAGCUCGCCGCCCGCCGGUCGGCGGCCCGCGGCUCCGGUGGCGGCGGCUCCAAGCGUCCCCGGGACCCUGCUGCCGCCGUGGACGUGGCCGUGAUGCCGCCCGGCGUCGGGGCGAAAUCCAAAUGGAUGCGCGACUACCUGAUCCCCAGGGCCUACCCCUCCUUCACCCAGCUGGCUGCGGACAAUCAGUUCGCCCACCUAGGGCUUCUCUUGCUCGGCGUGCUGGCCCAGGUUCACGAUCUCGUGUCUCUUAUCUUGCCCCCGCGCAUAGAGGAAGAUGACGCCGAGGGUGUAAAGUGUGCGGCUGCGUCUCCGCUUCGUAUCGAAGCACGGCCGGUGCCGGCAGUGGGAACUGCCGCCCUUGUGCCUGCAGUUGCUUCCAGCAAUCCAGAUGAUUUGGGCGUUGCUGUGUCCCGGGACGACGUUGCACCUGCAAAACGUGACGUGCGCAGCAGAAGCGAAGAUGCAUGCGCGCGAUUAAACGGCAAGAAGCGUGAAAAACAGACCAGCACCAAACCCACCCUCUCAGAAGAGGCAUCGCCAGGCCCAGACGAGGUGACUAGGCCAGUUCGCGAGGCGCCGCUAGGUCCAUCUGCGGCCAAGCCCAAGGUCAAGAAAAAGGCACGUAGCGACGACGCCAAAGAGGAGAAGAAAAAGAAGAAGAGAAAGAAGGGCGACGAGUUUGACGACCUGUUUAGCUCGCUGAUGUAG